AUUGCUUUAAUCUGCUCAUUGCAGAAAGUUUCGCGAACGUUGCAAAGCGAUUAAACCGAUCCGAGCCACCCGCGUACAUAACAUAAUAUUCGUGAAAAUGAGUUCCAAGUCCCUUUUCGACAGUGAGGAGGAUGCCGCCCAGGCCAACAAAUUCUCUAGGAAAGCCAAGGAAUCGCCCUUCAUGCUUGUGGGUAUUGGCGGAUUCGUGGCCGCCGGAUUGAUUGGAGCGUACAAGUACCGGAACCGUGGAACCAUGAGCACCAGCGUCUUCCUGAUGCAGCUGCGAGUGGCCGCCCAGGGAACCGUCGUCGGAUGCCUGACCCUCGGACUGGCCUACAGCAUGGCCAAGGAGUACCUGUUCGACAAGGCGCCCAAGGAGAAUACAAAGUCAUUGACUAACUAAAGAUCAUCUGAUUGCACGGCGUCCCUCUCUAGAAAUCACAGGAUGACAUCGGCUAGAUCACUAACACCUAAGCAAUCAGACCCAUCAUCAAAGGUUCAUACCGAUCCAAAUGGAUAGAAUCACUGGAGGGCUAGACUCUCGCCAGUAUUCCCGAGAGUCCAAGCCCACCAAAUUAGAUAAUGUUUUGUAUACCUGCGUAAGAUUGUGAUAUUGUGUGUUUUAAUUGUACAAGUUAAACAUCCAAACGAAAGCUGUCGAAGCAGUCGACAAGAUGAUGAAUACCUCUCGCAUGAUAUGAUAUACAUAAAUAAAUCAAUGUAGACUAAAAGAAACAA
Messenger RNA from Drosophila santomea, 738 nucleotides. RefSeq names its product HIG1 domain family member 1A, mitochondrial. The transcript has 3 exons. NCBI's taxonomy places the organism in Eukaryota, Metazoa, Arthropoda, Insecta, Diptera, Drosophilidae. The coding region runs from base 98 to 403 and encodes 101 amino acids. Gene Ontology annotation, cellular component: mitochondrion. Gene Ontology annotation, biological process: mitochondrial respirasome assembly. The record is from RefSeq and is a predicted model, not a curated record.